CUGCAUGGCAGUGGGCUGUACACCAGGAUCUCCCCUUGAGCAGGGAUGCCUCUCCAGGUUACUUCUCAAGACUCAGAGAUUCCUUGCCACAACAGAUCCUCGGCUGUUCCGUCUUCUCAGAAAGAACCACUCCAUGUACCCGAUGCUCACUCUGCUGGGCCUUGCGGCCCUCCUGGGUGCCUCCCAGGGCCGCACAGAUUGCUACGGCAGCGUCGACAGGAUUAAAACCCCUGGGGCUUCAUGUAAAACUGCCAAGCCAGAGGGUUUAUCCUACUGUGGAGUUCAGGCCUCACAAAAGAUUGCUGAAAGGGACCUAAAAGCUAUGGAUCAGUACAAAGCACUCAUUAAGAAAGCUGGAGAAAAAUGGUGUGUUGAACCAGCCGUGAUUGCUGGCAUCAUCUCCCGGGAAUCUCAUGUUGGCAAAAUAUUGAAGGACGGCUGGGGUGACAAUGGAAAUGGAUUUGGUUUAAUGCAGGUCGACAAAAGAUCACACAAACCUGUGGGAAAAUGGAACAGUGAAGCUCAUCUUAUGCAGGGCACAGAGAUACUUGUCUCGAUGAUAAAGAAAAUGCAGAAGUUCUCAACCUGGACAAAGGAUCAACAGCUGAAAGGUGGGAUUUCUGCCUACAACGCUGGUGCUGGGAAUGUCCGAAGCUAUGACAGAAUGGACGUUGGCACCACCCAUGAUGACUACUCCAACGAUGUGGUGGCACGAGCCCAGUAUUACAAGAAACACGGAUACUAGACUCAGCAAUCUCUACUGAGUAACUUCCUUACCAUCACAUGCACGACUCUGAGGGAGCCAAGACACAGAGCAGCUGUACCCUGCAAACCCACACAGAUACAAAUGUACAGGAAUUAUUUACAUGCAUAACAGGCUAAAGCCCCAAAUUUUUAAAACAAUAUUCAGUAAGACAGAUGUCAUGCCGUUUCUUUACAAGCAAUAUGGUUUGGAUUUUACAAAGGGAAUAUUGCCAAAUUCUUAAUAUUUUUUUCUCCUACGUACAUAUUUCGCUGAGUUACGAGGACUGUCUUGUUUUCCUGUUGAUAAUUUGCUGCCUUCCAGAUCUUAAAACACAUUUCUGCCAAAAUCUGUCAUUCUCAAGAAACCAAAAAGGCAAAAUUCUUCCUUGGGUGUUAGCAUCAUGAUUUAUUUUUUCUUUUUCAAAGCUGCUGGAUAUUUACAUUAUGCUGUGGAGUAGCAAUUUUUUUCCAAAUGUUAACUUCUCAUAUAAAUGCAUAAAAUAGAGAUGGAUGCUUUCGGUCAUAUAGAAAUAAGCAAAGAGAAAUUGAAUAAAAAUGUUAUUAGCAAAUGAAACAUGUCUCCAAUGUAUUCACAUUGUUAUGUGUGUUAGCAAAGUUUGGAUAAGUACAAUGUUAAUUUUAGGCAGAUAGAGAAACUGAGAAGGGAACAGGAUGAAACACAUGUUUGCGCUUCAUAAAAUUCUUUUUCCUCCCUGCUGCAUGUAGAUGAGUGACACCCAGGGAAAAUAGCAAUGUCUGAGUUUGGCAUAUUUUGGUGCUCCUAUUCCUUCUAGACCUGGAACUGAACUGUUUUGGGGGUGGGAGAGUGGAAAGGCAAGGAAAGGAGAAGGGUUGAUGCCUGCAGAACUAAGUGACACAUUCUCCAGAGAAAAAGGAAGAGCUGGUUUUGGUCUGUCCCACCAACAUCUGCUUGCAUGCUGAGGGGACUUCCUUUAUUCUUCCAUGAUGAGCACACCUUCUGUGACUGGGAAUAACUGUAUGUCAAAAUAAUUAGGAAA
Messenger RNA from Calidris pugnax (ruff), 1763 nucleotides. RefSeq names its product lysozyme g-like. Gene Ontology annotation, molecular function: lysozyme activity. The record is from RefSeq and is a predicted model, not a curated record. The transcript has 6 exons. Lineage: Eukaryota; Metazoa; Chordata; Aves; Charadriiformes; Scolopacidae. Bases 5 to 745 code for a protein of 246 amino acids. Gene Ontology annotation, biological process: peptidoglycan catabolic process; defense response to Gram-positive bacterium. Gene Ontology annotation, cellular component: extracellular region.